CUAUAACCUUAUGUGACCAUCAGCAGGCUGGCACACUCUGUCAGAUGACUUAUAACCCCUCUAAUUGCUGGGAUGAAUAAUACUACAACUGUCAUUCGGGAUCCACUCUACGUAGCAAUCAUCAAAAAUGUGAUCACUGUUCUCCUCUCCCUUGCAAUCAUCUACAUUAAUGGCACUCUGGUUCACACAUUUAGAAAAAAUCAGGUUUUCAACACAAACUCCCGUUACAUCCUUUAUAUCCACCUGGUAAUCAACGAUAUCAUCAUGCUGGCAUUGAUGAUCCUCCUCCAAGUCCUGAGUUACAUAUUGUUCACACUCAAUGUCUCAUUCUGUAUCAUUAUGCUAAUGAUUGCCAUAUCUUCCAACCUAAACAACCCCUUAACGCUUGCGGCCAUGGCUUUAGAGUGUUACCUGGCCAUAUGCUUCCCUCUGCGCCACCCCCAGAUCUGUACGGUCAGGAAAACCUACAUUGUGAUUGCUGUGAUAUGGUUUCUAAGUUUACUGACAAUACUACCAGAUGUGUUCAUAGUGAUGGCUACAAGACCUGCAGAGUACUUUCAUUCCAGGAUUUUCUGCUUGUGGGCAAACAUUUUCACAAACCCGAUCCUUGCAGAAAAGAGAGAUGUGUCCAACAUUGUGUUUCUAGUCAUUGUUUGGCUCAUUCUCUUCUAUACAUACUUCAGAAUUCUUUUCACUGCACAGGCUGCUUCAGCAAAUGCAAAGAAAGCGAGGAACACCGUCCUACUCCAUGGCUUCCAGCUGUUGCUGUGUAUGCUAAGCUAUGUUCAUAGUAUAACAAUAGUGGGCCUUUCAAGUUUGUUUCCGAAUGAUAUUCUGACCAUUCGAUAUGUAAUUUCAAUACUGAUUCAGGUUAUGCCACGUCUCAUCAGUCCGAUGGUUUAUGGUAUAAGGGACAAGAUGUUCAGAGAGUACUUGAAACGAUAUCUGUUGCUCACCAAUACAAAUGUUAAUCCAGAAAAGAUUUAAAUAAGACCAACACAAUGUUGUAUCACUUCAAGAACAUUUUGCAAGACCCAGCAAUUUUUUUUGUGUUAGGUUCUUUAUUUUGCUGUUUUCUACUACCCUUCAACAAAAGGGUAAAACUUGGCUAUGUCAGUAAAAGUAUAUCCCAGUGGGAAGGUAGUACUUUUGAUAUUACUCAGAGGGAAGGAGCUGAAUAUUUUGAUUUGGUACAACUUUCUCAUUAUGAUAAUUCAGUCAUCUCUGUAUUAAAGUUUUGUUUCAUAGUGUACUUGAUGUGAAAAUGAGGGACGUUAUGACUGAUCUAUUUCACAAAUCAGGGAAGCCUGGAGUAUACAUGUAGAAAUGUGAGUUCAUUCAAAAUUACAGCCAUACGGAAAGUUUGAAGUGACUUUACAUAAGUUAUAGAGUGAAACUGGUUUGAGAGAUGGCAGGUUGAAAUUAGUUUCUGUAACAAGCUUCAAAUAACUCGUUGAUGCAAACUGUUUGUUCAGAGUAGACAAGAGAGCCCAGGUUGGAAAUAAAACCUGGUGUUCUCCAGCCAUAGCUUUUGAUUAUUUCAAACUAGUUAAACUUUGUAUUAGAAUUUAAAUUAAUUUCCAGUCAGCAGAAGCUUGUAACAUUGACAAAUUUGUUAUAGUGAACAAUUUGUUGUCCCAAAUGAAUCUUAGUCACCCAAACAUUCAACAGCUCUUGCUUGGCUUUCUUUACUUCUUUAACAUUUUGGUGAAUGAAAGGCAGUUCUGAGGGGGGUGGUCGUUUCAUUUUGUAUCUUGAACCAUAAAACAUUGACAUUUAACUAGUUUAGAUAUCUUCCCCUGGAACCUUAUUUGGUGUUGAGUCCUUGAUUAUAAAUUAUGGGUGUUAAAGAACAGUCCAAGAAAAUUAAAAGAUUAUUAUAAUUGAAGUACACAGAUAAAAAGAGAGAUUAAAGGAGCAAUAAGUGCAAUGUCAACACUAGGUGUGGCUUGAGUCUGUAGACCCAAACAACAUGUUUGACAAGUCACACCUCUCUCUACCCCCACUCCAGCUGGCGCAAAGGAUAAAUACACAGCAAAACAGCAUCACCUUUCAGAGGAACAUGUCUAGUGAAGAAGUAACUAACUUAUAAUUUUAUAAUGCUGUUAGCAAGAGAAUGUUUCAACCCACUGGGCAUUCUCUCAACCAUUUUGUGCCUACGCAACACAGCUUUGAUGGUGGCAUUUUAUUGGCAGGGAGGGGCUGAGCCCUGAGUGGCAGCUAUUCACAUGGAUUUACAUGCGUGCUCGUGUGUAUUUCUUAGUGUUCCCAUUUAGUGCCAUUACUUUCUCAUUUAUUUACUCUGUAUUAUUAGAUAGGCUCUGUUAGUUUCCCCCCCCCCCCUUGUGUUUCUCCCCGUCUGCCCCAUAAUUUUUUCUCCCUCAGCCAAGCAACCAGGUAAUUAGCAAAUCCCAUUCACAUGUGUCUCCUUAUAUAGCGUAUAGCCUGCACCUGUUCUCAGCUCCGUUUAAGCUGUCAGUUUGUUUUUAUUUGUUACUGGGUUCUUUUGUUGGCUACCAUUCUCCAUGCCUUGUUUGCUUCAUCCUGGUUCUGGGUGCUGAUUGUCAUUCUCAUUAAAGCUUUCAAGUUUAUCAUGCUGCUACCAAACUGUUGUCUACAUCUUGGUCCUAAACAAAAAAAUUAUGAA
Messenger RNA from Fundulus heteroclitus (mummichog), 2647 nucleotides. Its product is annotated as odorant receptor 131-2-like. Gene Ontology annotation, cellular component: membrane. The transcript is spliced from 3 exons. The record is from RefSeq and is a predicted model, not a curated record. Gene Ontology annotation, biological process: G protein-coupled receptor signaling pathway. NCBI's taxonomy places the organism in Eukaryota, Metazoa, Chordata, Actinopteri, Cyprinodontiformes, Fundulidae. Gene Ontology annotation, molecular function: G protein-coupled receptor activity. Bases 73 to 987 code for a protein of 304 amino acids.